This is a messenger RNA of Leptosia nina, 1389 nucleotides long. The record is from the annotation of a GenBank genome assembly. NCBI's taxonomy places the organism in Eukaryota, Metazoa, Arthropoda, Insecta, Lepidoptera, Pieridae.
AUGGAAGAACAAGGAGCUGUUAGUGAAACAGAGGAAGAGCGAACUGCUGAAGAUGAUGGAGAUCUUUCCGUGGAAGCAGUAUCUCAAGAGAACGAACCCGUGGAACAAUUCGAUAUAUCGCUUGCGGCGUCACAUUCUUAUAUGGGCUCAGGUCUUGUAGCAGUAGGUGGGCGAUCAGUUUUAGAAGCUGGUUGGACUGGCAAAGUUCCAGUUAUGGCACACCACGGGAUUGUGUUUCCUGGAGAAAUUGUACCCAUGCUUCUCACUAAUGCUAAUGAUGUAGCUGUUUUGGUUCAGACAUUAGAUCACGAUAAGCUAUUUGGUUUGCUUUGUCCUGAUGAAAGUGGUAAUGAUGUUUCUGGCUAUGGUGUCCUCUGUGAAGUCUUCGAAGCUGGUGAAGCAAAUGGAGCACCGCAAACAUUAACAUUCAAAGCUCGUGCCAAUCAUCGAUUUAGAUUCAAGGAUAUGCCUAAGCAGUCACAACCCAUAGAAGCGUACAGUAGAAUGAAAGUGGUGGAAGUUCGAGUUCUACCAGAAGUAAAACUAGGGGAUCCCCUACACCAGAAUAGGCUACUCAGUCUUGAUAAUUGGCGAAGAGAGCGGACUAUGUUGGAUAACCGUCUUCGUAAUAUAGACGCUAAACUGACACCAUGGCCGCUCUUUGUAUAUGAUAUUUUUGACUACCAUCGCAUGAAACAGACUAUCAAGGACUAUUUUGGCAAUAUUAUCAAAACUCCUAUUCCCGAGGAUCCUGUGUCUCUAUCUUUCUGGACCGCUUCAAACCUUACCAUGUCAAUCCGAGAUCGGCUAGCACUUUUCAUAGUGGAUGACGCUCUGUUGCGUCUGCACAUGGAAGUCAGACUUAUCAGUAGGGACAGUGUAUUAUGCUGCUUAUCCUGUUCAACUGAAAUCGCGCGGAGGGAAGAUGUAUUCGCGAUGUCCAGCGAAGGUGUACACUCUAACUAUACUAAUUUAGGCGGCUACAUGCACGAUAUAGUCACAGUAUCGCGGGCGCAAAACAUUGAUCUAAGCGGGUCGCCCUCGGCAGACUUCUCAUGGUUCCCAGGAUACGCGUGGAGCAUUGCAAGCUGCGCGUAUUGCUUGGUCCAUGUUGGCUGGAGAUUUGACGCCCUCAAACGCAAUAUGCGACCACAGCAGUUCUUCGGUCUAUGUCGUAACUAUGUUCUUCCACGGACCACUGGAAGACGGGACCGUUCACCUUCACAGUCGGCAUCACCUCCAUACACACCUCCACGGACACCCCCAUAUUCACCACCUCCGGUCAGAUCAUCUCGUCUAGCGUCGUUGCUAUCAGACUUAAGACAAGCUGGUCUGCAGCAGAUAGAGGCGAUAAAUAUAAUUUAUGACAUGGUGGAUGAUGAACCUUAA